Messenger RNA from Lytechinus pictus (painted urchin), 3600 nucleotides. RefSeq names its product diacylglycerol O-acyltransferase 1-like. The transcript has 18 exons. Gene Ontology annotation, cellular component: endoplasmic reticulum membrane. Gene Ontology annotation, biological process: triglyceride biosynthetic process. Bases 215 to 1669 code for a protein of 484 amino acids. The record is from RefSeq and is a predicted model, not a curated record. Gene Ontology annotation, molecular function: diacylglycerol O-acyltransferase activity. Lineage: Eukaryota; Metazoa; Echinodermata; Echinoidea; Temnopleuroida; Toxopneustidae.
AAUCCAUCUCUAUGCCCCCUAGGCCCUCAGCUCUCUCCCAGGCCCAUCGUACUGUACUCUCCAGCUGUGACCUGUGGCUGUGUUAUGGUUUUCGAGCUAAUCUGCUUCUGCUGGAUUUCGCUACAUUUUUCUUAAACUAAAUAAACUACUGUAAACUUCGUAUGUUUCUUUCAGCACAAGAUUUACGCACUUGUUCUUCUGACCCAGGUUGAAAAUGGCUGAAAAAAGUAAAACAUCCUCUUCGUCAACCCAAGAUGACUCUGUAUCGAGACCAGACGUCCCAAUCCACAAGCCAAGAGAUUCUCUUUUGAGUCAUUCAAGUGGUUUUAACAAUUACAGGGGAUUUCUCAAUCUAUGCAUAGUCUUAUUGGGUAUGUCUACCAGUAGACUGGUCCUUGAGAAUCUGAUCAAAUAUGGCAUUAUUAUGGACCCUAUCAUGUGGGUCAGUAUAUUCCUGCAAGAUCCGUAUAGCUGGCCAAACCUCACUCUCCUUAUAAUUCUAAAUGGCUUCAUAUUAUAUGCUUUUUGGCUUGAAAAACUGAUAUCCAAGAAAGCCAUCAAUGAGAGAACAAUGACAGUAUUGGUGACGCUGAAUGUCAUGACCGUAUUUGUCUUCCCAGUGGUCGUUAUUGUCUAUUAUAAGCCAAACCCAGUUGGUUCAUUUGUCAGCCUGGGUACUUACUCCAUUGUGUUUCUGAAGCUCAUCUCUUACGCUGCUGUCAAUAAAUGGUGUCGAGAUGCGCAAUCCAGCGUCAGCAGGAAGACCAAAAAGAAUAUCACCAAUGGUGACAGUUCCCUUUCAAGGAAUUCACCCAGAAGGCACUCGACCCCACAGCCCAGGAAGAGGGUUUCUAACAGACGUAUUAGUGAAGGAUCAAAUUUGGAUGCAAAUGGGGAACAAACAGAGCAGCUUGUAGAAUAUCCAGAUAAUCUCACACUUCACGAUAUGUGUUAUUUCAUGAUGGUGCCCACCCUUUGUUAUGAGCUGAACUUCCCACGCACUAAGAGGAUACGUAAGAGAUUUCUCAUACGCAGAGCCAUUGAAUUGGUUUUCCUUGUUCAACUUUGUUUGUGUCUUGUCCAACAGUGGAUUGUACCUACAGUAUUAAAUGCCUUGGCUCCAUUUACGAGUCUGGAUACAAAAAGGAUGUUAGAAAGAGUAUUGAAGUUAGCAGUUCCAAAUCACAUAUGUUGGUUGAUAUUCUUCUAUUCAUUCUUCCAUUCUUGGCUCAAUGUUCUGGGAGAGGUUACUAAAUUUGCAGACAGAAAUUUCUAUCAGGAUUGGUGGAAUGCAGAAACCAUAGCAUAUUUUUGGAAGAAUUGGAAUAUUCCAGUUCAUAAGUGGUGCUUAAGACAUAUUUACAUUCCACUUCGAUCAAAGGGUAUUGACCAGCAGAAAGCUCAAAUGAUAGUAUUCUUAGUUUCAGCUAUAUUUCAUGAGUAUUUGGUGAGCAUCCCACUACAGAUGUUCAGAUUAUGGGCAUUCUGGGGUAUGAUGGCACAGCUUCCACUUGCAAAAUUAACAUCAAAUGUCAAAGGCCAUUGGGGCAACAUCCUAGUGUGGUUAUCUCUAAUCAUCGGCCAGCCUGUAGCUCUUCUAAUGUACUUCCAUGACUAUUACGUCAUGCAUGCUGCCACCAAUUUAAAUAGUACAUCAACUACACCCUGAGAAUAAGAUUAAUUUUGAUUGUUCAUAUGAAGAAAAAAAUUACUGCCAGGUAAAUAAAUUAAUAACUGAUUUUUGUUCAUCAAUUAAAAACAAAUUACAAGUGAUUUCGUAAUAUGUACAUUAAUAACAACCUUAUUUUCUAGCACAUUUUCAACUAAUUAUGUCAAUGAAUUGAUUUGUUGUUCAGCUAUGCACUAAUUAUUGAGGUUUGAUGAUCAGGUAUUGAAAUAAAAUCAGUGAAAUAGUAAUUCAAAUUUCAUUUAAAUAUGUAAAUUAAUAAGAAAUGUGAGAAAAAUAUUUCAUUCAUUUUAUAUCUUUCCUUCUUGGACAACUAUUUGCAUAAUGCUAAAAGAUUUCCUUGACAAAAAAAAUAUUUUUGUAUCACAUAUUUUCAUAAAUACUUGUGUAUGUUAUUUUGCUUAAACCUUUAUUAUUUGAUAUAGGUACAUCAUUCAAUUAUUUACAGGUUGUGUGAAAUCUUAAAUUGUGUAUUAAUUCUGGUCUUACCAGUCAAACGACAAAGGGCUCUUGAUGUAUUGAUCAAAAUCGUACCAAAAAUUUGACUGAACACCCUUUUUCGUAAUUCAGGUCGAUUGUUAUAUGUCUUGCUUUGAAUUGAGAGUUACAUUGUCUGUAAUCAUGCUGGGUUCUUUUUCUUAAAAUUUCCCAAGUGGUUUAAAUAUAAAUAAAAGUGACUCAUUACAGAUAAUUUAACUUUAUUGUAAUUUGUAUAUUAUGUAAUUAUCACAUGUAUUAUGAUGAAAGAUGAAUUAUACUAGAUGAACAUAUUUCUUUUCAUAUCAAUCUCAGCUCUAUGUGCAUAUAUGCCGUAUGAAAGAAAAUUUGAAACACAUGGCAAAAUAUUUUCUUCAGUACUGUAUAAACUUUGAUGGAAUUUUAUUUUUACAAACUAAUUUGUUUUGUAAUUAAUUUGAUAUUUAAUUAAGUAGUUUUAUUCUGUUGUAUUUAAAAUUUGUUGGAAUUGUAUUUUCACAUUGUAAUUUGUUAUUUAAUUAAUUUGGUAUUUAAUUAAGUAGUUGUGCUCUGUAGUAUGUAAGCUGAUAUACCGUAGCCACUUUGUACUGCGCCAGCUGUAGACAAAUAUCACUAACAGGGUUCCCAGACACUUACCCAGGGUGCAACAUCUGAUAGAUUAUGAUGAUAAAGGUUGAUUAUUUUCUACUUCUCAUUGAUAUUACAACAUUUUGCAAGAAAUAACCUAUUACAGUAUGCUUCCUAGUUUUCAGGAAAGAUCAAAUGGGCUAUUCCACGGUUACUCACGUUACAUUUGGAGAUACCUUGACUCAUACUUGGAGCUGUAACUCCAUUAUUAUUGAUAGGAACUAAACAUCUCUUUAUCACAACAUAGUACGCAGUCUGACUAUCUUUUGUAUUAAACCAAAACUUGGGAAAUUUCAUUAUGCUUCUGGCAAAUCUUUGAAAUGUGUCGGUUACUCAUGUUACAUGAUUUGGACAUGCAUAAAAUGAAAAGUGGACAUAAGUGAAGUGUCCUCAUGCAAGGCUUUUAUGAAAGUUGAUUAUAUCCAUUUCAAAGAAGUAUAUUAGGGAGACUAAUUUGUAUAUAAUUAAAAAAAUAAAGAACACAUGGUUUUUACUAGGGGUACAGAUAAAGUGGUUACUCACGUUAUGGUUCAGAUGGGCUAUAUGUACAAAGACACAUUGAGCUCAUGUCCACCAACCUAUGGAAUUGCCCAAAUUAAUAUUUUUUUAAUCCCAAAAUUUCACCAUAUAUAUCUGAUUGAAAGGGUCUAGGUAUUGAGACUACCCUAAAUCUCAUGGCCCUAUGUCAUCAUGAGCCCCAUGGAGUUCAGUUCCCCUUUAAGGGUUGUGUAUAUGAAACAUGCUGAAUGAUUCAGUGAUCCAGGAGCCAUUUCAUAAAGCUGUUCAUAUAAAGUUAUGAAUGACUGUAC